Molecule: messenger RNA, 2666 nt
Organism: Propithecus coquereli (Coquerel's sifaka)
Lineage: Eukaryota; Metazoa; Chordata; Mammalia; Primates; Indriidae
Gene: RBM28
Product: RNA binding motif protein 28
Exons: 19
Coding region: 121-2427 (768 amino acids)
Molecular function (GO): RNA binding
Source: RefSeq, a predicted model, not a curated record
CCGGAAUCUCCCAGCCACUCGGUGGCAACGGCGUGGUCCGCCUGCCAAAGUCACUCUCUCGACUCCUUUCCGCAGACCCGCUUUGCUCGCGUCCUCGCUUACCUUGUGUUUCCCGGUCUCAUGGCCGGCCUGACCCUGUUUGUGGGCCGUCUCCCGCCCUCGGCCCGCAGUGAGCAGCUGGAGGAGCUGUUCAGUCAGGUGGGGCCGGUGAAGCAGUGCUUCGUGGUGACUGAGAAAGGGAAUAAGACAUGUCGAGGCUUUGGCUAUGUCACUUUUUCUAUGCCAGAAGAUGUUCAGAGGGCCCUGAAGGAGAUUACUACCUUUGAAGGUCGCAAGAUCAAUGUGACUGUUGCCAAGAAAAAGCUGAGGAACAAGAUAAAGGAAAAGGGGAAAAAUGAAAAUUCAGAGUCCCCAAAGAAGAAACUGAAGCCUAAAAAAACCAAAGUGACAGAUAAGAAAGCCAGAUUAAUUAUUCGGAACCUGAGCUUUAAGUGUUCGGAAGUUGACUUGAAGACAAUAUUUACUCAAUUUGGAGCUGUCCUGGAAGUAAAUAUCCCUAGGAAGCCAGAUGGAAAGAUGCGUGGUUUUGCUUUUGUUCAGUUCAAAAACCUCCUAGAAGCAGGUAAAGCUCUCAAAGGCAUGAACAUGAAAGAGAUAAACGGGCGGACAGUGGCUGUGGAUUGGGCCGUGGCAAAGGAUAAAUAUAAAGAUACUCAGUCUGUUUCUGCCUCAGGUGAGGAAAAGAGCCAUGAACCUAAACCUCAGGAAUCAGUUAAAAAGAAUGGCAGGGGGAAAGAGAAUAUGGAAGAGGAAGAAAAAGAUGAUGAUGAAGAUGAUGUUGAGGUUGAUAGUGAUGAUGACGACGAUGACGACGAUGAUGACAAUGAUGAAGAGGAGAAGGAGGAGAGUAAAGACUCAAAGGUGAUGAAGCCUGUGCAGAUUCAGAAGAGAGCAGUCAAGAGAGCAGUCCCUGCAGAAAGCAGUGAAGAAGAUCAUUUUGACGAGGACAGUGACCUGGAGGAAAGAGAUAGUAUUGAUGGAGGAGAGGAACUGGCUCAGAGUGAUGCCAGCACUGAGGCGCAAGAGGAUGAAGAUGUGCAAGUCUCAAGGAAAAAGAAGAGGAAAUUACCAUCUGAUGUGAAUGAAGGAAAAACUGUUUUUAUCAGAAAUCUGUCCUUUGACUCAGAGGAAGAAGACCUUGGGGAGCUUCUCCAGCAGUUUGGAGAUCUUAAAUAUGUCCGCAUUGUCUUGCAUCCAGACACAGAGCAUUCUAAAGGUUGUGCAUUUGCCCAGUUCGUGACUCAAGAAGCAGCUCAGAAAUGCCUUAUUGCUGCUUCUCCAGAGAAUGAGGGUGGUGGGCUUAAACUGGAUGGCCGGCAGCUCAAGGUUGACUUGGCAGUGACCCGUGAUGAGGCUGCAAAGCUUCGAACAAAGAAGGUGAAGAAGCCAACUGGAAGCCGGAACCUCUAUCUGGCCCGAGAAGGCUUGAUUCGUGCUGGGACGAAGGCUGCAGAGGGUGUGAGUGCUGCUGAUAUGGCCAAAAGAGAACGGUUUGAGCUGCUGAAGCAUCAGAAACUCAAGGACCAGAACAUCUUUGUCUCCCGGAGCAGACUCUGCCUGCACAAUCUCCCAAAGGCGCUGGAUGACAAACAGCUCAGAAAGCUGCUGCUGGAUGCUACGAGAGGGGAGAAGGGGGUGCGCAUCAAGGAGUGUAGGGUGAUGCGAGACCUUAAAGGAGUUCAUGGAAACACGAGGGGUCAGUCCCUGGGCUAUGCCUUUGCAGAGUUCCAGGAGCACGAGCAUGCCCUGCGAGCCCUCCGCCACAUCAACAACAACCCAGAAAUCUUUGGGCCUCAGAAGAGACCAAUAGUGGAGUUCUCUUUGGAAGAUCGGAGGAAACUUAAAAUAAAGGAACUAAGGAUCCAGCGCAGCCUGCAAAAAAUGAGAUCUAAGGCUGUAACUGGUGAGCCCCAGAAGGGGCAACCAGAGUCUAGGAAAGACCAGCAAAAGAAGGCAGCUCAAAACCACACAAAGCAGCAAGGCAAGGCUCCUCCAGAGCAGAAGGGGAAGGCAGGUGCUACCUCAUGGGCAGGGUUCCAGACCAGGGCUGAAGUGGAGCAGGUGGAGCUGCCUGACGGAAAGAAGAGAAGAAAGGUCCUGGUGCUCCCUUCACACCGGGGCCCCAAGAUCAGGUUGCGGGACAAAGGCAAAGGGAAAUCCCUUCCUCCCAAAAAGCCAAAGCCCCAGAUAAACCAGUGGAAGCAGGAGAAACAGCAGUUAUCUUCCAGGCAGGUACCUAAGAAAAAAGCUAAGGGAAAUAAGACAGAAACCCGCUUCAACCAGCUGGUCGAACAAUAUAAGCAGAAAUUAUUGGGACCUUCUAAAGGGGCACCUCUUGCAAAGAGGAGCAAAUGGUUUGAUAGUUGAUAAUGCCAGCAGACUGGAUAAGAAACUGGGUUGUGUACUUUUUGGUGAAGCUUCCAGGUUCCUCCCUAGCCCCCAUGUCUUUUCCUGAAGGAAAGAAAACCCCUGAGGGCUCGGUUACUCUCUUGGGAGGCUCCCUGGGCUGUGCACAUCUGAACUUUCCCUCCUCCGGCGUGUGGUUGGUUACUCACAAAGAGAGAUACCCAGAAAAAUCAUGAUGUUUUCAUAUUAUCCAGAUUAUU